AUGGCCGGCCUCAACCCCCAAAUCACCAACCUCAUCAUCAUCCUCGGCAUGAUGCAGGUGUCGAAGCGCAUUCCCUUCGACGACCCCUCUGUCCUCAUCGGCGUCCGCGGCAUCUACAUUGUCAGCAACGUCUUCAUUGCCGCCGUCUACCUCUACAUCCAGUCCCAGAUCAACAAGAAGAAGGACAUGACGACGCUCAAGUACGUCGAGCCACCGCCAAUGGGCUCUGCCGAGGAGGGCAAGCUCGUCACCACGACCGUGCACGCCUACGACCUGCAACAGAUUCGCACUGCCUUCCGUGGCCAGCUCAUGGGCGUCGCCAUGAUGGGCUUCAUGCACCUGUACAUGAAGUACACCAACCCUCUGCUCAUCCAGAGCAUCAUCCCCGUCAAGAGCGCCCUCGAGAGCAAUCUCGUCAAGAUCUACCUCUUCGGCCAGCCCGCCACCGGCGACCUCAAGCGACCCUUCAAGCAAGCCCAAGGUUUCAUGAGCGCCAUGCAGGGCGGCCAGGUCCAGAGCGACAAGAAGGCCAUCGAAGCGGCCGAGAAGGCGGGUCGUGGCGGCGUCAAGGAGGAGUAA
Molecule: messenger RNA, 579 nt
Organism: Hirsutella rhossiliensis
Lineage: Eukaryota; Fungi; Ascomycota; Sordariomycetes; Hypocreales; Ophiocordycipitaceae
Product: phosphate transport (Pho88) domain-containing protein
Exons: 3
Coding region: 1-579 (192 amino acids)
Biological process (GO): protein targeting to ER
Cellular component (GO): mitochondrion; endoplasmic reticulum
Source: RefSeq, a predicted model, not a curated record